Molecule: messenger RNA, 2752 nt
Organism: Phialemonium atrogriseum
Lineage: Eukaryota; Fungi; Ascomycota; Sordariomycetes; Cephalothecales; Cephalothecaceae
Exons: 4
Coding region: 488-2752 (754 amino acids)
Source: RefSeq, a predicted model, not a curated record
GCCUUGGAUUGGACAAAGUGAACAUGGAAGGGUUUCGGAGCCGUCGUGCAUUGGUGGCACUGCUGGCAUGUGGGAUGUCUCGGUGUCCUGCAUGACACGACUUCAAGCUCGACAGGGUCGAACAAGGCUGCCAAACGAUUCGAGACCGAACUCACUGUGUAAGUCUCCAAGCCGACAGUAAUUUGUUUUUCCUGCUUUCAUUUCACACGCACGUAGUUGAAAAUUCCAAAACAAAAUCCCUUCCCAGAAACGCGACUUGUUGAGGGAACCGGGCAGGUGCCACUCAGUCUCAGUCUGCCCUGCGCAGCCACAUCUCGGACGCGUCCCAUCUCGUUUCUCCUGUCGCUGCUGCUUGCUGCUGCCUCUCUGCCUCUCUGCCUCUCCCGCUCGGCUUAUUGAAGAGUAGAAAUGCGCCCGGGGUUGCCAGAGACCAUAAAUGUCAAACCUGAAGAAGAAGAGAGAACCAUAGUCGCUGUGGCUAUUCGCGAUGAAUGAACCCGAGAGGAAGAAGGGCUUCUGGGACCUGUUCCGCACCAAGAGCUGGGCCACCAAAAGCGGGAAGUUGGAAAAGCCGCGUUUACGCAGGGCCAGCGAUGGCGACAGGCUCGGCCGCCCGGGAUCAGGCGCCACCCAGCCGGAGUCGCUUCCGACCCCGCGGCGCAGGGCCCGGCGUCCUGAUCCUAGUUCCGUCAAGGGAAAGGGCCGCGAGGCGCCCGACGGAUGGCCGUACGUGCCGGGCCCGCUCACCGAGUGGCCGCCCUCGGGCAUCUCCAGCAGGGAGGAGCUGUCCCUCGGACAGGCCAUGGAGCUCAUCUCCAGCGGCGUGCCCGCUUUCAGGGGCCACAAGCGGCCCGUACCCCAUGCCUCGGAUCACUACUAUGCCCUCUUUGCUACCGUGGCUGGAAAUGGCGGUGAGGAGACCGAUGCGGCGAACCUGCACGACUCCAUGACCCAGCUCAUGACCUUGAGACUUCUCGGCGGCUCUGGCCAGCCCGCCAAGCCAUGGGAGACCCUCGAGCAGCCGAGCUACGCGUUCUUCUUUGGCAAGCGCCCCGGGACAAUCACCCUCAAUCACUGGGUCUCUAUGUCGAGCGUCGUGCCACCGUCGAUCGCCCUGCGCGAUCUUGGCGUUGCCCCGAGAGAGGUGGAGCUGGAUGUGAUCCUACAGCGGAUAAAGGAGCUGGAAAGGGGGCUGGAGGACGACGACGAAGAGCUGAUGUACAAGAACCUGUAUCGCAGGUUCCUCCGGGAUCCGGACAAGAUGUUCAGCCCGCACAAGUCCAUGGACAAGCAGAUAACAGACUUAAUAAUCGUCUUGUCUCGGGGAGACUGGAUCGACUACACCAAACCUAGAAACCAGAUCGCCACGAGGCCUAUCUUCGACACCGAACCGGCAAACCACAAGACGUACGUCAAGUUCUUCCACCAGCUCCUCCUGAGCAUCGAGCUGGACCUACGGAUCAAUUCGCGCCAGCACCUGGAUGAGGCCAAGGAGAAGCUCCUCCUCCAGAUCCCGCCGACCAUACAGUGGAGCCUCGGCCUGGCCCGGAGAUGGCGCGACUACGUCAGGAUCGAGGAGUACGGCAAGACGGGGGACGAAGUCCGGCUCCGGCUGAAGCUGAAGCGGCGGCAGGUCAAGAUGCUGAAGCGGUUCGCCCAGAUGAUGAAGUGGCCGAACCUGGGGGCGACGAUGGAUGUGCUGCGGCGGCGCGACGCCGACCAGACGCUCGACCUCGUCAGCUCGCACGCCAUGGCCUUCUUCAGCGGGCUCGUGCUCCCCGGGGCGACGUUCCCGUUCCUCAUCAUGAACUCGCUCAUCGACAUGGACCCGGACCCGGCCACCGACGAGCUCGCCCUGCUCACCCACCUGCACCCGCACUGUGGCUUCCAGUACCGCAGCAGCUACACCUACUGGACUGCCGCUUCCAUCGUCGGCAAGGUCCUCGCCCCGACCUGCCACUCCAUCGCCGGCUGGGUCGGCCCCGCCCGCCCGACCGUCGACCUCUCACGCUCGCAGAUUGCCCGCAUCCGCUCCCGCCGCCCGCGCCACCAGCUAACACCCGAGGACGUGCGCUCCAUGUCCGAGCGCGGCGACCCCCUAGGCCCGCCCGCGUCCACCUUCCCCGUGAUCGAAUACGACCUCCCGGUAGUGGAACGCUCCUCCUCCUCCAACGGCCACGGCGGCGGCGGCGGCGGCGGCGGGGCCUACGACGCCGACGUGCGCGUGGAGCUGCUGACCCUCCGAGCGUGCGCCGACCGCGCCUCGGAGCCGGGCCCGCGCUGGUUCGACGCGAGCGUGCAGUUCGCUGUCGACGGGGCGUCGUGGCCGCUGCGGCUCGACCACGACGUGUCGUUUGUGUGCGCGUCGCCCUGCGCCGCGGGGCCGCACCCGCUCUUCUUCGACUACGCGUACGUCGCGCUCGGCGCCGCCGAGCUCGUCGACCUCUCUGGGUGGGACGGCGGCCGCGGCCACCACCACCAGCGCCACCGCCGCGGAGGCGGGAGCGGGAGCGCGAGGUCGUCGUCGACGACGGCGGCGUCGGGGCUGGGGGAGAGGGUCCUUGUGGUGGAGGCGUUCGGGGUGCCGGACAAUGAGGUGCUGGCUAGGGCGUGGUGCUCGCACUGGGAGCUCAGUGCCGUGGUGGCAGAUAUCGGCAGGACUUGCAUGGCAUGCGCCAUCCGCGAGGCGUACGCGGCUACUUUGACAGUGGUGAUAUUGGUGGACGAGCAAGACUCCCACCGCGACGACUGA